AUGUUGACUGUCCAUAAAAUGCAGUUUAGCGUCUUCUUGCUGUUGUGGGGAUGGGUUUUGUCUACUGAAUGCAGAGCUCACCGGCAAGGAAAAGAAAUUCAUGAGGUAUAUAAGAAGGGCAGUCAACCGCAAAGACAGAGACGGGAAACACAUGGAGAAACACACAAGCAAGGCAGCCCAAUACUAAAACGAAGCCCUGACAUCACCAAAUCACCGCUAACCAAGUCAGAACAACUCCUGAGAAUAGAUGACCAUGAUUUCAGCAUGAGACCAGGUUUUGGAGGCCCAGCUAUUCCGGUGGGAGUAGAUGUACAAGUUGAGAGUCUGGAUAGUAUUUCAGAGGUAGAUAUGGACUUCACCAUGACCCUUUAUCUGAGACACUACUGGAAAGAUGAAAGACUGUCCUUCCCAAGCACCAACAACCAAAGCAUGACAUUUGAUGGCAGGCUAGUGAAAAAAAUUUGGGUUCCUGACAUGUUCUUUGUACAUUCCAAGCGCUCCUUUAUCCAUGACACCACCACUGACAACGUCAUGCUACGGGUCCAGCCAGAUGGGAAGGUACUUUAUAGCCUCAGGGUCACAGUAACUGCAAUGUGCAACAUGGAUUUCAGUCGCUUCCCCCUGGACACACAGACGUGUUCACUGGAAAUUGAAAGUUAUGCCUACACUGAAGAUGAUCUAAUGCUGUACUGGAAGAAUGGGAAUGAUUCCCUAAAAACAGAUGAGAGGAUAUCGCUAUCCCAGUUCCUUAUACAGGAGUUUCACACCACCACAAAGCUUGCCUUUUACAGCAGUACAGGGUGGUACAAUCGCCUGUACAUUAACUUCACUUUACGCCGCCACAUCUUCUUCUUCUUGCUGCAAACCUAUUUCCCUGCCACUUUGAUGGUCAUGCUGUCCUGGGUGUCUUUCUGGAUUGAUCGCAGAGCUGUACCUGCCAGGGUCCCUUUAGGGAUAACUACGGUACUGACCAUGUCUACAAUCAUUACUGGUGUAAACGCCUCCAUGCCUCGCGUUUCCUACAUCAAAGCUGUGGACAUUUACCUCUGGGUCAGUUUUGUGUUCGUCUUUCUCUCAGUGUUGGAAUAUGCGGCAGUGAACUACCUGACAACCGUGCAAGAGCGGAAGGAGAGGAAACUGCGAGACAAACUUCCUUGUACUUGCGGACUACCUCAGCCCCGGCCCAUGAUGAUGGACGGCAGCUACAGCGAUGGAGAUGUGAAUGAACUGGGACACUAUGUGUCUGAGAAUGGAGAUAAACCAGACAGAAUGAUGAUGCAGCUGACACUUGGUUCUGAAAGGAGUUCAAGCAGGAGGAAAAGCCAGAGAUACGUCAGCAUGCGCAUCGACACCCAUGCCAUUGACAAGUAUUCCAGAAUAAUAUUCCCAGGCUCAUAUAUUUUAUUUAAUUUGAUAUACUGGUCCAUUUUUUCAUAAAUAUCAGUUAUUUCUCUAGUCAGUGUCCGCAUGUCACACUGUGUUACUGUUUGAAAUUAACAUCUAUAAUGCUAAUAAACAGAAAAUGGAGGAAACACUUAAUUUUAAUGCUACUUGACUAAUCAGAAUUUUGAUACAUUGAUUAUAUAAAAUCCAUCUGUUGUAAAACAUCUUUCUACACACUUCAGCUUUGAACUAAAAACUAGGAUCCGUUGCAUAACUUUUUUACUAAUUUUAAGCUGUACUAUGUUCCUUCUUGUGCCUCGUGGGCCACUCUAAUUUGUUUUAAUAGAUGGCAAGAAUAAUCAUCAACUGCUCAUAUAGGGCACAUCACUCAUUUUAUGCCUCAGAAACCUUUCCUAGACUCAUGUCCUGAUCCUGCAAAUACUUAAGCAUGUGCAUAAAAUUAAGCAGUUCCAUUGAGUUCAAUGGCAAUAUUCACACGAGGAAGGUUACCCAGGUACUUAUGUGUUCAGGAGAGGUAUUACAAGCACUGGAAAAUGUAUUGAUGUUUAAAGCUUUCUUCCCCUGGUUAAUGCAUGCUUUGGUUAGCAUUGUGUUGGAGUAACUGAAAGAGCCAAAUACUAAUGUCUUGUACAGCACCCAUGCCCCCUUUUGUUCAUUCCUGAAAGGAAAUGCUUUCAAGCUGCUUUGAAUUAACCUGUUCUAAGUGUAACCAACAGUAUAUAUUUACUAAGCAAUUCACCCAAACCUUCCUAAGUGAAAUGAGAUUUUUCUUUCAAUACAAACAAAAUACUCUUAAAAAAAAUGUACAGGAGGCUUUCAGUGGACCUGGGUAGAUCUACAGAGCAAUAAGAGACAACAGGCAUGGCAGCACCAGGCCUGGGUCUGCUGACUCAGGCUCACAGGGCUCAGACUGCGGGUCUUAUGAAAUUGCAGUGUAGAUGUUAAGGCUUGGGCUGGAGC
Messenger RNA from Gopherus flavomarginatus (Mexican gopher tortoise), 2364 nucleotides. RefSeq names its product gamma-aminobutyric acid receptor subunit rho-1. The coding region runs from base 1 to 1437 and encodes 478 amino acids. Lineage: Eukaryota; Metazoa; Chordata; Testudines; Testudinidae. Gene Ontology annotation, biological process: regulation of membrane potential; chemical synaptic transmission; monoatomic ion transmembrane transport. Gene Ontology annotation, molecular function: GABA-A receptor activity; extracellular ligand-gated monoatomic ion channel activity; neurotransmitter receptor activity. The transcript is spliced from 10 exons. Gene Ontology annotation, cellular component: GABA-A receptor complex; neuron projection; membrane. The record is from RefSeq and is a predicted model, not a curated record.